Molecule: messenger RNA, 1407 nt
Organism: Callorhinchus milii (elephant shark)
Lineage: Eukaryota; Metazoa; Chordata; Chondrichthyes; Chimaeriformes; Callorhinchidae
Gene: serpine3
Product: serpin peptidase inhibitor, clade E (nexin, plasminogen activator inhibitor type 1), member 3
Exons: 8
Coding region: 1-1206 (401 amino acids)
Biological process (GO): negative regulation of endopeptidase activity
Molecular function (GO): serine-type endopeptidase inhibitor activity
Source: RefSeq, a predicted model, not a curated record
AUGCGUCGCCUCACUGUCCAGACUCUGCUGCUGUACCUGCUUCUCAUCACAAGGGGAUGCUGUGAUUUCCAAGACACGAUCAAAGAACUGAACACAGAGUUUGCUCUGAACUUUUACCACACGUUUGCAGGGCUUGAAGGUUACCAUAAUGUAAUUGUAUCUCCGGCAAGUGUCACUGUGGCACUGGGACUGUUGCAGUUUGGAGCCAAGGGAAACACCUUCACUCAGCUGGAAAAUGCACUAGGAUAUAACGUUCACGACUUGCGAGUGCAGCGUUUCUUGCGGAAAAUGUAUGAGGAUUUAACAAACUCGAGUCACAGUCCAGUGGUUCAGCUGGCAUGUGGCCUCUUCGUGGAAUCCAGCGUCCAGCUCUCCCCUCAUUUCUCUGAGCGCACGGCAGUCUGGGGAAAUGGCAGUCUGCAGCGAGCAAACUUCAGCAAUCCCAAUGAAACUGCAACACUGAUAAAUAAUUGGGUCAGCGCAAAAAGUGGAGGUGAAAUUAGAGAUUUUAUGGCUUGCCCCAUGGCAACCCCACCCCUAACACAGAUUGCUGUGGCCAGCGCCAUGUAUUUUAAAAGUACGUGGCAGAAACCUUUUCUACUCUCAGAGACCCAACACCUCUCAUUUACCAAAGCGGAUGGAACCGUGGUUAAAGUACCCAUGAUGUAUCAAACAGCAGAAGUCAACUAUGGCCAGAUCAAGACUGCGACUAAUCAGAGAUUUACCGUGCUGGAGCUCAGCUAUCUUGGGCAUGCGGUGAGCAUGUUUAUCAUCAUCCCUAGUGAGAGGAGAAUGCCACUGUCUGCCUUAGAGCCACACAUCACAUCCAGAAGCCUUUCAAUGUGGACAAACAAUAUGCGAAGAAUAAAAAUGGAUGUUUUCUUACCGAAGUUUAAAGUGCAAAAUAAGUUCAACCUGAAGAUGGUGCUAGGUGCUUUGGGAAUGACUGACCUUUUCAGCCCUGGUGAGGCCGAUUUCAGAGGAAUUUCUGAGCAGGACAAAUUGUACGUUUCUGAAGCUAUACAUGAAGCUAAAAUAGAAGUCACGGAGAAUGGCACCAAAGCUGCAGCUGCUACAGCUAUGGUUCUACUGAAAAGAUCACGGUCACUUGUAUUUAAGGCAGAUCGACCAUUUUUCUUUCUUCUGCGGCACACCAACACAGGGGCAAUUCUCUUCAUGGGACGAAUUAUGGAUCCUCUUGAAUAAAUAUAUUCCAAAGUCUGCAUUUAAAAAAAAUGAAAAUGAUAUGAAAGAUUUCUGACCAUCAUUCCUUUGGAGUUUCUAGGACACUGUAUUUAUUAACUUUCCACCUUAUUGUAAAUAGCAAUUACAAUUUAGCUGAAAGAGGGAUAUAUUUUUACUGUACUCAUCUUUGUUAUAUAAAUUUGGGUAUUUGUUCUUUUGAAA